Pygocentrus nattereri (red-bellied piranha) is the source of this 2593-nucleotide messenger RNA. Its product is annotated as disintegrin and metalloproteinase domain-containing protein 10. NCBI's taxonomy places the organism in Eukaryota, Metazoa, Chordata, Actinopteri, Characiformes, Serrasalmidae. Bases 23 to 2071 code for a protein of 682 amino acids. Gene Ontology annotation, molecular function: metalloendopeptidase activity. The record is from RefSeq and is a predicted model, not a curated record. The transcript has 15 exons. Gene Ontology annotation, biological process: membrane protein ectodomain proteolysis; Notch signaling pathway. Gene Ontology annotation, cellular component: plasma membrane.
AUUCACAAGUAAGACAGUCAACAUGGCAGCCAAGGCUCUGGAAGCUCUGAUGAUUUGCCUGAUGAUAAAGGGCCACUGCGCAGAGGAUCUGGAGGACAUUUGGAAGUUCUUAAAGUACUACGAGUGCCUCUCCUAUGACAAAAAUGCCGUACUACAGCAGCACCAGAGAGUGAAACGGCAUCUCCAGCCCCAAAAGCAGGAGUUGCAGUUGGACUUUGAGGCUUUUCACAGGGCUUUCCACUUACGGCUUAAGCAAGACUAUGGUGGAUUUACAGAUGAUUUCAAGGUCCACUCUGGAAAUGAGUCGUGGACAGGAGAUCUCUCUCACAUUUACUCAGGAGUGCUGGAAGAUGAGAGCAACUCUUCAUGCCAGGGUUCCAUCCUUGAUGGCCAGUUUGAAGGUUCCAUCCAAACCUCCAAUGGCACCUUCUAUGUUGAAUCUGUGCAGAAAUACACCAACAAACAGUCGGAUCAUCACUCCAUCAUCUAUCACGAGGAAGAUGUCGAUGAGUCUCUCCUGGGAGGCGUCGGCCGUGCUGGUUUCUGCGGGUCAGCCCGGCUUCAGAGCCUCAUCCAAAGCCUCAGACAGGAAGAACCAGUGUCCAGGUCAAAGAGGACAGUGGACCAGUCCAAAACCAGCUGCCUUCUACAUCUCCAUGCUGACCAUUUUUUUUACCAGCGGUUUGGUAGUGUGGAGGCUGUUGUUGCCCAGGUUGCCUCUUAUAUGAAAGCUGUAAACAAUAUUUACGACAAGGCAGACUUUGAUGGGAUUGAUCUGAUCAACUUCAAGGUGAAAUCGAUGAGUUUUGCCCCCGAAGAGGACCCGAGUGACCCCCUGCAGGAGACUUACAUUGGCCCUGAGAAGCUGCUGAGUCUUUAUUCAGAGACAAACUGGGGCAACUACUGCCUGUCCUACCUACUGACCAACCGUGACUUUAAUGGAGUUCUGGGACUGGCUUGGGAGGGAAAGGCAGAUGACUGGGGAGGAAUCUGCUCCAAAAACCUGCUUCUGAAAGACGGCCGUAUGUCCAGCCUCAACACUGGUCUGAUCACUCUGAAGAACUAUGGCUUCUACCUCCCGCCCAAAUUCGUCCAUCUGACCUUUGCUCAUGAACUUGGCCACAGCCUGGGGGCUCCUCACGAUGAGGGCUCGGACUGUGGAGGCCUGGAAAUCACUGAAGGGAAAGGAAGAUUCCUGAUGUUCCCACAUGCUGCAGACAAGGUCCAGGAGAACAGUGAUCGGUUCUCGCCUUGCAGCCUCCGCCACAUUAGCCGCUUGCUGAAGAUCAAGAAGGACAAAUGCUUUGUUGUCAGUGAUCAGCCCAUCUGUGGAAACCAGAUUUUGGAGAAAGGAGAGGAAUGUGAUGUGGGCCAUAAUGAAAGCGAUCCAUGCUGUUACAGUUCAAGGGGGCCAGCAGGCUCUCAGUGUCGGCUGAAGCCCAGCGUGCAGUGCAGUCCUAGUCAGGGUCUGUGCUGCACCUCUGGUUGCGUCUUUAAGAACGCUGGGCUGACCUGUGAGAAAGACUCAGAAUGCCGGAUGAUGAGUGCAUGCACGGGGUCCUCUGCUUCCUGUCCUAGGCCCACCGCAAAGCCAAACAUGACAAUCUGCAGACAAGGCACACGUGUUUGUCUCAAUGGGGAAUGUGCCCGGUCACUCUGUGUGAUACAUGACCUGGAGCAAUGCGACUGUCCAGGAGAGAACAAGAAGGAAAAAUGCCACAUGUGCUGCCAGCAGAAGGGUAACCCCAAAACCUGUGCAAGCACAACCUCUUCCGUUCUUUUGACGCAAUUUAAAGGAAAGCAGGUGGCCUUGGUUCCAGGAAGCCCCUGCUCUAAAAACCAGGGCUACUGCGACCACUUCCAAACGUGUCGCCUGCUGGACGCAGAUGGCCCAAUCGCCAGGCUGAAAAACUCCUUCCUGCAUUUGGAUGAAUUUGAUGACUUGGCAGACUGGAUGAUGGCUCACUGGUGGGUGAUUCUGCUGGCCAUUCUCACCAUCUCAGCAGUGAUGGCCGGCACCGUCUGUCUGUUUGGACACACCCUGGAGAGUGACGAGACAUCGGCGGGUUAGCUCAGAGCAGGACAGGUCAAAUACCACUGUCCCUCGCCAAAUGUCAUGGUCGAGUCUUCACUCAAAGAUGUACAAAAUCAGCGUUUUGCAGGUCUGCACAGAAUCCUCGGCUUGAGUGGACUAACAGCUCGGAGUUUUACACACACCUGUCUAAACAUCAUCUGAGUUCACGUGAAGUCCCCCAUCAGUGUGCUUCACAUCAUUUGUCCUCAGUAAGCUGUUUGAACUCCACAGCUAAUUUGAGGCUUGUUUUUCUUCCAGCUUUUUACUGUUUCCCCAACAACUCAUUGCUGCAGUACAGAUUACAUUUGACAUUCCUACUGAGACGCCAUGGCCAGUCUUAUUCUCAUAAGAAUGAUGACCAGCAGCAUGGAAGUGACCGCUAAGGGAAAAAACUGAGCUGCCAGUUAAGUUUCAGUUGUUCCUGGAUGUUCUUCCUACAGAACUUGCAACAUGUUGGUGUCAGUUGGGAAAUUCCUUUACAAAAUAAACAAAUAAACAAACAAAAAGAUCUUUAUUUUA